CCCUCUUUCAUCCGUUACGAUAUGGCCACGUGUCCCUUCACCUCUCAGAUAAAUUCCCAGCGAGAGAUUUGGGCCGUUGGAUCAUUCCUCUUGCUGUUAUCUGGGUUCCGUCUCCGUCUCUCUGUUUCGAUCUGUUUUAUUUUGACCAAACCUUUUCCAAGAAGAAAUUUUUUUGGACUUUCUUAAUUUUUGAUUUUUUUUGUUUGUUCUUCGUUUUUUUCUUUCCUUCUUUCUCUUCAAUGUCGUUGAACUCAUCCGACGAUACUUGAAUCUCACUCUUUCUCUUCUCUUCUCUUUCUCUGCUUAGUCUCUAUCAUCUACAUCUCUUCUCACUUAUUUGGAAAUUUCGAUCCCGAGGUCGAGGAGGAGAAAAAACCGAUCUCUCAGAGGAUUUUCUCUCAAUUGUGGCUGGGAAUUUCAAAAGUGUAGGGUUGAUUUUUAGUUCGACAGUGAGUAAUACGAUGAAAGCGUCGAUUGAGAGGUUAAGGAGAUUGACAUCGCAUAAAGUCGAUGCGAAGGAGAAAGGAGAGCUCGUGGCUACGGCACAGAUUGACGAACUCGCUCGAGCCGGGAAGGAUAUGCAAGACAUGAGAGACUGCUACGAUAGACUACUCGCUGCAGCUGCUGCCACUGCAAAUAGCGCUUAUGAGUUCUCUGAAUCAUUGGGAGAGAUGGGUUCUUGUUUGGAGCUUAUCGCGCCUCAUAACGACGAAGAAAGUGGUAGAGUCUUGUUUAUGUUGGGUAAAGUUCAGUUUGAGCUCCAAAGACUUCUUGACACAUAUCGUAGUCAUAUAUUCAAAACCAUUACUGCCCCAUCAGAAGCGCUUCUCAAGGACCUCAGAACUGUUGAGGAUAUGAAGCAACAAUGCGACGAGAAGAGAAAUGUGUUUGAGAUGGCGCUUGUGAAAGAUAAAGGAAGGCCUAAAAGCAGUAAAGGAGAGAGACAUAUUCCUCCCGAGUCUCGACCUGCUUACAAUGAGUUUCAUGACGAAGCAACAAUGUGCAUUUUUCGAUUGAAAUCUCUUAAAGAAGGACAAGCUCGUAGUCUCCUCACACAAGCAGUGCGUCACCACACUGCUCAGAUGCGUCUGUUUCACACUGGAUUGAAAUCGCUUGAGUCAGUAGAGCGUCACGUAAGAGUUUCUGCAGAAAAACAACACAUUGACUGUGAUCUCUCUGUUCAUGAGAACGAAAUGGAAGCUAGUGAGGAUGAUGAUGAUGGUGAUGAUGAUGAAAGAGAAGAACUGAGUUUUGCUUACAGAGCAAAUGAGCAGAGGGUAGAAGCUGCUUCUGUCUCUACACCAUGGGGCUCAACGAAGAUAGACGAUACAGACCCCUCGUUUCCUCGUCCUUCUGCAACAAGAGCAUCAGCAGUAAAUGCUGAUCACAGAGAAGAAAACCCGAUUUCAACCCGCAAUAACAGAAUGACCAGCCAUUCAGCACCGUUGUUCCCGGAAAAGAAACCGGAUAUAUCAGAGAGACUGAGACAGACGAAUCCUUCUUCCAAUGCUUACGUAUUACCGACACCAAGCGAUUCAAGGUAUAUAAAACCGGCUUCCCAGGCUUUAAAUCCUAGGCCAGCAAACCACAGCGCCGGAAACAUAUGGCAUUCAUCUCCGUUAGAACCGAUAAAAACCGGGAAAGAUGGGAAAGACGCGGAUAACAACAGCCACUACGCCCGUCUUCCUCGUCCUUCUACAACAGACACGCAUCAUCAUCAUCAUCAACACCAAGCUUCGGUAAGACAUGCAUUUUCCGGACCUCUCAAACCGUCCUCGACUAAACCGGUCACUACCACGGACAUUAUCGGCGCGUUUUGUCCUCUGCCGACUCCUCCUGUACCCCAACCUCAUCCUCAUUCAUCAUCUUCUCCGAGAGUCUCCCCUACCGCUUCACCUCCUGCUUCUUCCUCCUCCCCGAGGCUUAACGCGCUUCACGAGCUUCCGAGACCACCAGGCCACUUUGCACCACCGCCAAGACGAGCCAAAUCCCCUGUUCUUGUUGGUCACUCGGCGCCUCUGACCGGAUGGAACCAAGAAAGAAACAACACUCUUACUCUUGCUCCUCCGUCCACCACCAACAUUGUGGCCUCGCCGCUUCCGGUUCCUCCAUUGGUCGUUCCUCGAAGCUACUCUAUACCUUCAAGAAACCACAGAGACGUUGCUCAACGAGCUGUCGACAGGAACGGAGAUAGAGUAGCGUCCCCACCGUUAACACCAAUGAGCCUGUCUAGGCCACUUGAGCCCACGGGAGUUGCUGCUCAGACCAGUCAAAUCAGAGUUUUUCAUAAAGCUCAAACGCUAAACGCAAAAGGAAUGUUCGACUGUACGUUUUGCUUGCGUUUGGCGUUUGGAAUGACGCUUAAAAAUGUUAUUAAUCAUGCAGGAGUAGGAAAGCUGAUCGAACGAUGAAGCUGCAGCGCCGCGUUUGACCAAAACGCUGGUUGUAGAGAAUCAGAGAUCGCCAUAAGUGAAUAUAGUGUAGUCAGAAUAUGUAUUAUUCUUUAGUUAAGUCCGUAUUCUCCUUCGUUUUUUUGUUCCAUUGUAAAUCUGAAGCCUCUGUUCUUAAUCCUCUUUUCAUUUUUUAAUCCCCUUGAGUUUUGCCUUCUUUUACUACGAUACGACCUUAAUCGUAUAUAAAAAAACAAUUAAAAAGAACAUAUCCCGUAAUGCAUAGUUUUUCAUUUGGGAAAAUGUUGUUUAAAUGCCGAAAUUUCAAAUUUUAG
This is a messenger RNA of Thlaspi arvense, 2725 nucleotides long. The record is from the annotation of a GenBank genome assembly. NCBI's taxonomy places the organism in Eukaryota, Viridiplantae, Streptophyta, Magnoliopsida, Brassicales, Brassicaceae.